This is a messenger RNA of Penicillium alfredii, 1461 nucleotides long. Its product is annotated as Zn(II)2Cys6 transcription factor domain-containing protein. NCBI's taxonomy places the organism in Eukaryota, Fungi, Ascomycota, Eurotiomycetes, Eurotiales, Aspergillaceae. The transcript has 2 exons. Gene Ontology annotation, molecular function: zinc ion binding; DNA-binding transcription factor activity, RNA polymerase II-specific. The coding region runs from base 1 to 1461 and encodes 486 amino acids. Gene Ontology annotation, biological process: regulation of DNA-templated transcription. The record is from RefSeq and is a predicted model, not a curated record.
AUGGUCGGCGUUCCUACCAGUAAGGGCUGUUUGCUCUGUCGGGAGCGACACAUCGGGUGUGAUGAGUCUCGGCCGCAGUGUGCGCAAUGUCGCAGACACGGCGUUGUAUGCCCAGGGUACACGCGUAUGUGGAAAUUCCAGGACGAGGGACCUCGUCUCCAGAAGUGGUACAAAAAGCGCCCAGUUGGUCGAGGUAGUCACGCUAAGACCGAUGCCGACGCUGUCCACAGAGAUGUUUCAAUGCGAAAGCAGAUCGGUACGAAAAGUUCCAUCGAUGAACGUGUGUACCCAGCCCUGGUCCAUCAAGCCUUCAUCAACCAGCAGCCCCGGAUGUUCAAAGAAUUUGUCUGCGCGGCCUUCCCAACCAUGUUCUUCCAUAAUGAAUUCCGCUUUGGAAAAGGUUCGACCUUUCCGGACUGGGUGGUGAAACACUUUGGUUCUAAGCAUUAUUACGAUGCAUCGGUAUCGUGUCUUUCAGCGGAAUACCUCGCCCAUCUCACCAAGGACCCGAGACUCCACCAAUUCAGCCGACAGAAGUAUUCCCAGGCGCUGGGAGCAACCAGACAAGCGCUGAGAUGUUCGCAUGAGGCCUCGUCCGAUGACCUGCUUAUUGCGGUUAUUCUUCUUUCUUACUAUGAGAUGAAUGUACGGACUACCCCUGACGCUUGGGUCUACCACUCAAGGGCGGUAAAGCAACUGAUGCUGAAGCAUGGGAUGGAUUUCCAUUUGUCUGGAACUGGACGCAUUUGCCACUUUGCCUACAGACCAUUUCUGAUCGCUGCCGCGCUCUGUGAAGGCGAGCCGUGUUUCCUGGGCGACGACGACUGGCAGAUCCUGGCAGCUACUCUCCGUGAGGAAGACUCGCAGAAGCAGAGCCAGUGGUCGUUCUAUAUCGAUGUCUACGAGACGAUUUUCAUGGAGCUGGUUAAAUGCCCCGGAUACAUUAAAGAGACACGGGAAAUUGUUUGCGUAUUCUCUCCGCAGGCCGGACUUUUAGCACAGCGGGUCUAUAUGACCUAUGAUAAACUCCAGAUGUUGACGGACGAGUUACGAUCAAUGCUUGCAUCCGCCAACCAGCGGAAGGAGGGCAUCAUUUCCAGUACUUUUGUCGGGCCAGAGCCUAGCGAUUUUCCUGAAACGAGUCCGUCGCUUCUUCUCAAUGCUGCUGUUAAUGCUAUCAGCAUCCUCGAACAACUCUACGCCCGGCUAACUAUGCCUGCUUACGUCAAAGAAGAAACCCCAUCCUCCAGUGGUUCGACGCCAUCAUCCUUGUCCACCUCGCGCAGUGUCGGCCUGACUGAUAGUGGUGGGCCGCUUUUUGAUUUUCGUUUCACAUACGAGCUUGGAGGGACCACUCCAAAGGAAGAACAGCGUUCUUUUACCUGGCUUGAUCGGGUGGCCGGGUCAAUGGGGCUCUUAGGAGCAGAGAUUAUCUACGAAGAUGCAGUCGUGGUGGGAUAG